AGCCAUAUCAAGAAGGAAGAGGUUCUGGGCUCGGUGACUCAUGCCUGUAAUCUCAGCACUUUGGGAGGUCGAGGCGGGCGGAUCACCUGAGGCUGAGGUCGGGGAUUCGAGACCAGCCUGACCAAUGUGGAAAAACCCGUCUCUUCUAAAAAUACAAAAUUAGCCGGGCGUGGUGGCGCAUGCCUGUAAUCCCACCUACUCGGGAGGCUGAGGCAGGAGAGUUGCUUGAACCCGGGAGGCGGAGGUUGCUUUGAGCCGAGAUCUCGCCAUUGCACUCCAGCCUGGGCAACAAGAGCCAAAACUCCGUCUAAAAAUAAUAAUGAGAGGAUUACAAGUAACCUGAAUUUUCUUGUCUUCAAAUAGAGGGUUCUCAAAGAAGGUGAAUCUGUGAUACUGGUGUAGAUUCAGAUAUAAAGACAUAUUUGGGGUAAAGGAGGGGCAAAGUUACAGAAACUAGAAAGAAUGCCACACAAAAGAUGGCCGGCUUCUCGCGUGAAGGGAGAUUCGGAUACCGGGGGCCUGAUGGAUUUAGUUGUAAGCGGUUUGCCUGUAGCGAGUAAAUUAUUCAAACGUUCGGACUUAACAAGACUAAAUUUACUGGGGAUAAAAGUUGAGAUUUGGCCGGGCGCGAUGGCUCAUGCCUGUAAUCUCAACACUUUGGGAGGCCGAGGCGUGUGGAUCACCUGAGGUCAGGAGUUCGAGACCAGCCUGGCCAAAAUGUCAAAACCCCGUCUCUAGUAAAAAUACAAAAAUUAGCCGAGAGUGGUAGCUUCCGCCUGUAAUCCCAGCUACCCAGGAGGCUGAAGCAGGAGAAUCGGUGGAACCCGAGAGGCAGAGACUGUAGUGAGCCGAGAUCGUGCCACUGCACUCCAGCCUGGGCGACAGAGCAAGACUCGGUCUAAAAAAAAAAAAAAUUGAGAUUUGGUCCUAUGCAGUAAGAGGGCAUGGAAAAGAGGAGCCACCCAACUUUGGACAUUAAAGUUGGAGCAGGCAAAGAUGAGGCCAGCUGUGUCGCAAAGCCUGGGACACGGGCAGCUCUUGAGUACACCUGGUUCGAGUCUGGGGAAAACCCUCAAACUCUGAAGAGACUGAGGGACUCAGCCAAUGCCAACGAUGUGGAAACAGUGCAGCAGCUGCUGGAAGAUGGCGCGGAUCCCUGUGCAGCUGAUGACAAGGGCCGCACAGCUCUACACUUUGCCUCCUGCAAUGGCAAUGACCAGAUUGUGCAGCUACUGCUAGACCACGGUGCUGAUCCUAACCAGCGAGAUGGGCUGGGGAACACGCCACUGCACCUGGCGGCCUGUACCAACCACGUCCCUGUCAUCACCACACUGCUACGAGGAGGGGCCCGUGUGGACGCCCUGGACCGAGCUGGCCGCACACCCCUGCACCUGGCCAAGUCGAAGCUGAACAUCCUGCAGGAGGGCCAUGCCCAGUGCCUGGAGGCUGUGCGGCUGGAGGUGAAGCAGAUCAUCCAUAUGCUGAGGGAGUAUCUGGAGCGCCUAGGGCAACAUGAGCAGCGAGAACGCCUGGACGACCUCUGCACCCGCCUGCAGAUGACCAGUACCAAAGAGCAGGUGGAUGAGGUGACUGACCUCCUGGCCAGCUUCACCUCCCUCAGUCUGCAGAUGCAGAGCAUGGAGAAGAGGUAGCAAGAGAGGCUCCCUGUCUUCCUGUCACUGCCCCACCCUGCCCCACUGCUGUCUCAGUACCAGGAAAAAGCCCAGCAGCAUCUGGGACUUGGAGCUGCACAUGUCUGGUGAGGACCUUGCCCUCACCCACAGAUGCCAUGGGGCAGAGAUGCUCUUUCCACGGCCUCAGAGCCACUCCCAGCCACAGUCUCCAGCAUCUCUGUGGACAGGGAUCACAGCUCCCAGCUUCUUCCAGUUCCCACAGCACCAGACCAGCCUCUGCAGCUGCACUUCAGCUCCGCAGACCUGCGCUGUCUCAGCAGACUUCACUUGCCCCAUGGCCUUCAUGGCACCCUCCAGGCCUCAAACCCUUCUCUGCGUUCCAUCUUGGCCACAGCCUUGUUGCAGUCAGCAGGUGUGGGCUUAGGCGGGCACCCUGUGGCCAUGGGGACUGCGUGGGGCCCUUAGUUGGUUCUCUGCCUCUCACCAGCACUUAGACACGUCACCAGACUUUUAAGGAGAUACUUCAGUGAGUUUCUCCGGUUGGAAGGGGAGGGAUGGUGAGUCCUAGACCUUAAAAAUACAAGGUUAAGAGGGAUCCCAAAGCAAAAAAUCCCAACCCUUUUCCUCCCAGUCAUUGAAACACCAAAACUAUUAUACCGGAGGGUGUAACAGUUUUGCAGUCUAGUUGUGGUAGGCCAGUAGUGGACCCCCAAGAUGCCUAUGUCCUAAUCCCAGGAACCUGUCAAAACUGCCUUAUAUGGCCAAAGGGGCUUUGCAGAUGUAAUGAAGUUAAGGAUCUUUGGCCGGGAAGAUUGUCCCGGCUUGCCCAGGCAGGCUUGAUGUCCUCAUCUGGGUCCAUAUAAGAGCAGAGCAGGUGACAGAAUAGCAGGUGGGAGGUGUAGUGAUGGAGCAGGAAACUGGAGUUGAGGGCAGCUCAAGCCACGGAGUCCAGGCCACCUCAGAGCCAGGAAACACAUUCUCCCACAGAGCGCUGGAAGGCCCCGGCCCUGCUCCCACCUGGACUGGCUCAGUGAGGCUGAUUUUAGAACUCUUUAGGGAAUAAAUUUGUGUUGUUUUAAGUCACUAA
Messenger RNA from Rhinopithecus roxellana (golden snub-nosed monkey), 2721 nucleotides. It is a transcript of the gene ANKRD54, whose product is annotated as ankyrin repeat domain 54. Lineage: Eukaryota; Metazoa; Chordata; Mammalia; Primates; Cercopithecidae. Bases 945 to 1652 code for a protein of 235 amino acids. Gene Ontology annotation, molecular function: protein kinase regulator activity; protein binding. The transcript has 8 exons. Gene Ontology annotation, cellular component: nucleus; cytoplasm. The record is from RefSeq and is a predicted model, not a curated record. Gene Ontology annotation, biological process: regulation of protein kinase activity; regulation of intracellular signal transduction.